Neltuma alba is the source of this 1033-nucleotide messenger RNA. RefSeq names its product high-affinity nitrate transporter 3.1-like. The coding region runs from base 107 to 748 and encodes 213 amino acids. NCBI's taxonomy places the organism in Eukaryota, Viridiplantae, Streptophyta, Magnoliopsida, Fabales, Fabaceae. Gene Ontology annotation, biological process: nitrate transmembrane transport; response to nitrate. The record is from RefSeq and is a predicted model, not a curated record. Gene Ontology annotation, cellular component: plasma membrane. The transcript is spliced from 2 exons. Gene Ontology annotation, molecular function: nitrate transmembrane transporter activity.
UAAAAGGAGAAGAACCCUAUAUUCCCCACCAUUCCCAAUUCGCUUUUGCCUGUAUCACUCGGACUCCUCCUUCUCUUAACUUUUCUCCAGAAACUUGGAAGCAAAUAUGGCAGCACGUGGACUUGUGGUAGCGUCGCUUCUUCUUUGCUUUUUAUCAGGUUCCUGUUAUGGCAACCGCCUUUUCUCUGCCCUGAAACAGACCCUUGACGUCACUGCUUCACCCACACAGGGCCAAGUUCUGGAAGCUGGAGAAGGUAAAAUCAAAGUGACAUGGGGUUUAAACAGAACCUUGCCGGCUGGGACGGACUCGGCCUACAAGAAGAUCAAGGUGAAGCUGUGCUACGCGCCGAUCAGCCAGAAAGAUCGCGCUUGGAGGAAGACGGAGGAGGAGCUCUCGAGGGACAAGACUUGCCAGCACGACAUCGUAUCAAGACCCUACGAUGCUUCCAACCCGACCACGCAGAGUUUCGAGUGGACUGUAGAGAAAGACGUGCCCACGGCCACGUACUUCGUGCGCGCCUACGCCUUUGACGCCGACGACCACGAAGUGGCUUACGGUCAGACCACGGACGCCGCCAAGACAAAAAAUUUGUUCGAAGUGCAGGGAAUCAGUGGACGCCAUGCCUCCCUGGAUAUCUGCUCGGCUGUUUUUAGUGCUUUCUCUGUGGUGUCCCUCUUCUUUUUCUUCUAUAUUGAGAAGAGAAAGGCAAAGGUUUCCCAACCUAAGAUAGAGAUGACAAGUCAAUAGUGUGUUACUAGGUAAAACGACAUGCAGUACUGGUUUUCUAUUCAGUGUUAAAUUCCCCAAGCUUGUAGUCACUUUUACCCAGACUAAAAUGGCCUUUGUCCCGUUGUCCAGGAAGGCAGAAUUGUCUGGUUUGGAAGUUGGUGUUCCAUUGUUGUUGUCUAUAUUUUUAAGGAUAUAAGGAAGAAAUAAGUAAGGGAUGGAAUGCCACUCCUAUUUUUACUUAUUUGUCUGCAAUAUAGAGUUCUGUAAGUUCAGUCAUUAAUGCUGCCUUGUUAAUUCGCAUCA